AUGGCGCCUGGCGGGAAUAAGAAGGGCCAAGAGGGGGAAGAGAAGGGGCUUUUGAGCGCCCUCUUGAUGGCACUGUCGCUCACCAGGUGGCAGCUGCUCACGUUGACUAGCAUGGCACCUGAGGUGGAGAAGGGCCAAGAGGUGGAGAAGGGCCAAGAGGUGGAGAAGGGCCAAGAGGUGGAGAAGGACCAAGAGGUGGAGAAGGGCCAAGAGGUGGAGAAGGACCAAGAGGUGGAGAAGGGCCAAGAGGUGGAGAAGGGCCAAGAGGUGGAGAAGGACCAAGAGGUGGAGAAGGACCAAGAGGUGGAGAAGGGCCAAGAGGUGGAGAAGGGCCAAGAGGUGGAGAAGGGCCAAGAGGUGGAGAAGGGCCAAGAGGUGGAGAAGGGCCAAGAGGUGGAGAAGGACCAAGAGGUGGAGAAGGGCCAAGAGGUGGAGAAGGGCCAAGAGGUGGAGAAGGGCCAAGAGGUGGAGAAGGGCCAAGAGGUGGAGAAGGGCCAAGAGGUGGAGAAGGGCCAAGAGGUGGAGAAGGGCCAAGAGGUGGAGAAGGGCCAAGAGGUGGAGAAGGGCCAAGAGGUGGAGAAGGGCCAAGAGGUGGAGAAGGGCCAAGAGGUGGAGAAGGGCCAAGAGGUGGAGAAGGGCCAAGGUGGGGAGGAUGAAGGCAGUUGCGCGCCCUCUUGUUGGCACCAUCGCUCACCUGGUAGCAGUGGCUGGCGUUGA
Closterium sp. NIES-65 is the source of this 717-nucleotide messenger RNA. The record is from the annotation of a GenBank genome assembly. Lineage: Eukaryota; Viridiplantae; Streptophyta; Zygnematophyceae; Desmidiales; Closteriaceae.